AUGGCGUCUGGUAAUCUGAGAGCUGAGCUGGAAUGUUCCAUCUGUCUGAACAUUUAUACAGAUCCUGUAACCUUGAAAUGUGGACAUAACUUCUGCCGGGAUUGUAUUGGUCAUGUGCUGGAUACACAGGAGGGGACUGGAGGAUAUUCCUGUCCGGAAUGCAGAGAUAAGUUCCAGGAGCGGCCUGCACUGCAGAGGAACAAAACAUUGCGUAACAUUGUGGAGAAUUUCCUGUCUGCUCAGCCAGAUCAGGAGGAGUCCGGGGUCCUCUGUACUCAUUGUGUUCACACUCCUGUACCUGCUGUGAAAUCCUGUCUGAUGUGUGAAGCUUCUCUGUGUGACAACCACCUGAGAAUCCACAGCAAGGCACCAGAACACGUCUUAUGUGACCUCACCACUUCCCUGGAGAACAGGAAAUGCUCCAUCCAUAAGAUGAUCCUGGAGUAUUACUGCGCUGAGGACUCUGCCUGUAUCUGUGUGUCCUGCAGACUGGAUGGAGAACAUCGAGGACAUCAGGUGGAGACUCUGGAUGAGGCCUCUGAGAAGAAGAAGAAGAAGAAACUGAGGAAUGUUCUGCAGAAACUGAUGACAGAGAGAGAGGAGACGGAGAAAAGAGUCCAGAGUCUGGAGGAACACAGAAGGAAAGUACAAGGAAAAGCAGCUGAUGAAACAGAGAGAGUCCUGGGUGAGAUCUCCGGGCAGGCAGAGCGGACCUCCCUCUACGUGACGGAUAUGAUCCGGGAGCUGGAAAUAAAGAAGGACGAGCUGUCCAGGAAGAUGCGUCACAUUGAGGAGCUGUGUAACACGACGGAUCUACUGACUGUCUUACAGGAAUCACUGGAUGUGGCUGGGAUCUCACACACAUUACACACAGGUAUAUCUGAUAUCAUGUCUGGGGUAAAUGUACAGGAAGGUCCAGGCACACAUGUCUAUCCACAUUCUAGUACACAGGAUAAAGGUCACAUGACUGCUGAACCAUCCAGGCCACGCACCCAACCAACCCCCACCGUAAAACACUCACAGCUCCAGGCUGGAGGACAUAAUAUUGGGGCUGUACAGCAAACAUCAGGGGUGUCGGGGGUUACAGACAUAUUACUGGAUGUGAACACAGCCGGUAAUAAUCUACUUAUAUCAGAUGACAGGAAAACUGCAACUUGGUCAGAUAUAGAUCAGAAUCGUCCAGAAACUCCAGAGAGAUUUCAGUAUUCUCAGGUGUUGAGCAGUCAGAGUUUCUCCUCAGGGCGACAUUACUGGGAAGUGGAUGUCGGGGGGUCGGUGCUAUGGAGAGUCGGGAUGUGUUACCCCAGUAUAGAGAGGAGAGGAGGUCAGUCAUGGAUUGGAGAUAAGAAGUCCUGGGGUUUGGGGAGGUUGGGUAGUAGGUACUCCGUGAGACAUGACAGUAAUCAGAUGCCAUUACGCGGAAAACUCUCCAGUAACAGAGUCAGGAUAGAUCUGGAUUAUGAGGCCGGGCGGAUCUCCUUUUAUGAUCUGUGUGACCCGAUCCGACUCCUCCACACCUUCACCACCACCUUCACUGAGCCCCUCCAUGCCGGGUUAUGUAAGGACCGUCAUCCACAAGCUGGAACAUCGUCCUCCAAUCAUCUCAUCAUCCCCUCCGGCCGUGCAGAGAAGACAUUAUCAUUGGUGGCCAUGAUCAUAAUCAGAAACAUCUUUUCCUUCCAUUGUGCCGUCUACGGCCGGCCUCGAUCUCCACCGAACUCCGUGCCACAUGAGGAGGUGGAGGUGGCCGUGCCCCUGCAGUGCCGGGCUGCAUCGGAGGAGACCGGGCCACAGCAGUGGUGGAGGAGGCUGAGGAAAGAGGAGGUGGGGGGCGAAAGCACAGCAGCCUGCAGGCACACUCUGGGGCAGCGCUGGGGCCUCGGCUGGGAGGAACGAGCAGCAGACACUGGAUUUCAGAGCCCACCACCUCUCCCUGCUGCAUGUGUUCCCACCGCGAGGAGAGUCAAUGGAGGUGUGUGCCUUGAGUCACAUUGUUUGUAA
This is a messenger RNA of Nanorana parkeri, 2001 nucleotides long. Its product is annotated as E3 ubiquitin/ISG15 ligase TRIM25-like. Bases 1 to 2001 code for a protein of 666 amino acids. Gene Ontology annotation, molecular function: protein binding; zinc ion binding. The record is from RefSeq and is a predicted model, not a curated record. The transcript is spliced from 4 exons. NCBI's taxonomy places the organism in Eukaryota, Metazoa, Chordata, Amphibia, Anura, Dicroglossidae.